Molecule: messenger RNA, 1538 nt
Organism: Nestor notabilis (Kea)
Lineage: Eukaryota; Metazoa; Chordata; Aves; Psittaciformes; Psittacidae
Gene: FPGT
Product: fucose-1-phosphate guanylyltransferase
Exons: 2
Molecular function (GO): transferase activity, transferring phosphorus-containing groups
Source: RefSeq, a predicted model, not a curated record
GAAAUGGUGGAUCGACUCUUCAUGUUCUUCAGUGCCUGGAAGACCUGUAUGGUGACAAAUGGACAUCCUUUAUUGUGCUGCUAAUUCAUUCUGGCGGUUACAGUCAGCGCUUGCCCAAUGCAAGUGCCCUGGGAAAGGCUUUCACAGCUCUGCCGCUGGGUGAUCCCAUGUACCAGAUGCUGGACCUGAAGCUGGCCAUGUACAUCGAUUUCCCCAGCCACAUGAAACCAGGAGUUCUGGUUACGUGUGCGGAUGACAUCGAGCUGUACAGCACUGGGGUUACGGAGACAGUCACGUUUGAUAAGCCUGGGUUCACCGCCUUGGCUCACCCUUCAGACCUGACGGUGGGGACCACUCAUGGAGUGUUUGUUUUGGAUCCAGCCAGUUUUUCAGGAAAGGGAGGACUCGAAUACACGUCCUGCCAUCGUUUCCUGCACAAACCUGCUAUUGAGACCAUGCGGCAGCACGGGGCCAUGUGUAUGAGAGGCAAUGGUUCUCUGCCGACUGCCCCUGGAGACCGUGGUGACUCCGAAAUGGGCUCUGAGUGUGUGUACACGGACAGUAUAUUUUACAUGGACCAUAGCACUGCAAAGAGACUGCUGGCAUUUUAUAAGGAGAUGGGCACUCUUUGCUGUGAAAUAGAUGCUUAUGGUGACUUCCUCCAGGCCCUGGGACCCGGAGCCACGCAAGGCUACACCACAAACACAAGUAGCAUCACAAAAGAGGGAUCACAGUUGGUAGAGGUGCGGCAGAAGCUGUACUCUCUCCUCAAAGGAACUGCACUUAAUGUUGUAGUCUUAAGCAACUCCAAGUUCUACCACCUUGGAACUACUGAGGAGUAUUUGUUUCAUUUUACAUCUGACAGCGAACUGAAGUUUGAACUUGGAUUAUUGCCUGUGGCCUUCAGCAUCUUUUCUGACAGGGCCUUGGCUCAGUCAGCGAGUGUCAUGCACAGUAUACUGGAGCCAGGCUGUCUUGUAGGACCUGGAUCCAUCAUUGAGUACUGCAGGAUUGGACCUGAGGUCUCUGUAGGGGAGGGCAGCAUUAUCAGUGGGUCAGACAUAAAUGGGAAAGUAGAUGUUCCUUCACACUGCUUCCUGAGCUCACUGUGUGUGAAAGCUGACCAUGAGGUGCAGUAUGUGAGCAUGGUGUUUGGUGUGGAAGAUAACUUGAAGAGCAGUGUGAGACUGCUGUCAGACAUCGGUUCACUGCGGUGUUUUGGAGUCAGCUUGCUGGAGUGCCUGGAGAUCUGGGGUGUGGAGGUGUCGGAGCAGCUCUUCUCCAGUGGGAGCACAGGGUUGAGCUUGUGGACUGCGAGGCUUUUCCCUGUCUGCCCCACGCUGGGGGAAUCGGUCAGCAUGUCGCUGCAGAUGGUGCAUUCUGUGCAGCACAUGGCACCCCUCACAUUGCACGGCUUUAGGCGCUUGUCUGUGCAAGAAAUGCUCAGCUGCAAAGAGGUGGAAGGCAUGAUGAAGUUCAGGAAGCAAAUUCAUGAUGAAAUCCAUCUACGAAGGCGAAAAGAGAAGUCUGAUCUGUAG